This is a messenger RNA of Vidua chalybeata, 2561 nucleotides long. It is a transcript of the gene FOXB1, whose product is annotated as forkhead box B1. Bases 80 to 1042 code for a protein of 320 amino acids. The record is from RefSeq and is a predicted model, not a curated record. Gene Ontology annotation, biological process: regulation of transcription by RNA polymerase II; anatomical structure morphogenesis; cell differentiation. The transcript has 2 exons. NCBI's taxonomy places the organism in Eukaryota, Metazoa, Chordata, Aves, Passeriformes, Viduidae. Gene Ontology annotation, molecular function: DNA-binding transcription factor activity, RNA polymerase II-specific; RNA polymerase II cis-regulatory region sequence-specific DNA binding.
UCCGGACUCCCAGCUGCGUCCCGGAUGCGGACUGUCAACUUCCAGCAACUUUAAGAUCUCCGCGGGUCGCCUAGCGAAGAUGCCUCGCCCGGGCAGAAACACUUACAGUGAUCAGAAGCCUCCCUACUCCUACAUCUCGCUGACCGCCAUGGCGAUCCAGAGCUCCCCGGAGAAGAUGCUGCCCCUGAGUGAGAUCUACAAGUUCAUCAUGGACCGCUUCCCCUACUACCGGGAGAACACACAGCGCUGGCAGAACUCCCUCCGCCACAACCUCUCCUUCAACGACUGCUUCAUCAAGAUCCCGCGCCGCCCCGACCAGCCGGGCAAGGGCAGCUUCUGGGCGCUGCAUCCCAGCUGCGGGGACAUGUUCGAGAACGGCAGCUUCCUGCGCCGCCGCAAGCGCUUCAAGGUGGUCAAGUCGGACCACCUGGCCCCCAGCAAGCCGGCGGAUGCGGCGCAGUACCUGCAGCAGCAAGCGAAGCUGCGGCUCAGCGCCCUUGCGGCCACCGGCACCCACCUGCCCCAGAUGUCCACGUACAAUCUCGGCGUGUCCCAGCCCUCCAGCUUCAAGCACCCCUUCGCCAUCGAGAACAUCAUCGCCAGAGAGUACAAGAUGCCCGGGGGCCUCGCCUUUUCCACGAUGCAGCCCGUGCCGGCCGCCUAUCCCCUCCCCAAUCAAUUGACUACGGUGGGCAGCUCCAUUGGCACGGGCUGGCCCCACAUGUACAGCUCCGGCAUGAUCGACACCGCCACCCCCAUCUCCAUGGCCAGCAGCGAGUACGGCGCCUACGGUGUGCCCAUCAAACCGCUCUGCCAUGGGGGGCAGACUUUGCCGGCCAUCCCCGUCCCCAUCAAGCCUACCCCUGCCGCGGUGCCAGCCCUGCCCGCCCUGCCCGCGCCCAUCCCCACCAUCCUCUCGAACUCGCCGCCCUCCCUCAGCCCCACGUCCUCGCAGACGGCCACCAGCCAAAGCAGCCCGGCCACCCCCAGCGAGACUCUCACCAGCCCGGCGCCCGCCCUGCACUCCGUGGCUGUGCACUGACCCGGGCCGCCUACACGGACGCUGCCUUCCCCUUUCUCCCAAAGUUUCCUCGGAGCUCUCCUCUCUCCCCCUUCUCUCCCUCCUUUCGCUUCUUUCCCCUCUCCUCUCUACUCUUUUCUUCGAAAGUAGAGACAACUCCCCGCGGGAAGCUGAAUUCUGCCGUUCGCGUGAGCCCCCUUUCCGCUUCGCCCCGUCAGCCGAGCCCUCCCUCGCGGCUCGGUUUCUCCUCUGGUUCUGAACUUUGUUUUCCGUUCUUCUGAGGCGAAGGGAACCGGCCCGGCCCGCCCCCUCCCGCCCGGUAGGAGCUGCCACUUGCAUUGCUAGUUUUCCAAAAGUACUUCAGGCAUCUUCGAUUUGUCAGCGACCAGGCAAGCCUGGUUCGGCGAUGCCUCUUUCCCUUCUUUUGUCUGGGGUUUAUACAGUACCAAUCUUUAGUACCACAAACAAGGAUGGCUGCUGUGUCACUGCAUGAGAGCAGCGACGUUUCCAGCCUCCAAGCAGCAAAGGCUUGGAUCUUGGAAACGCCGGGAAGCGCUCGGUGUCCUUUGUGUGGGUGCGUGUCCCGUGGCGCCGCCAAGGGCAGCGUUUCAGCGGGGGAGGGCCGCGGCCCCGGGGCUGGGGUGGCCCGAGCACGAGCGGGAUCGCGGCCCGCAGGUGAGGGAGCGGCGGGGGCGGCGCGGAGCGGGCCGGAACCGCGCCGGGCCGCUUACGCCACCCCUGCAAUGUUUACAAAGCGCCUGUGUUAAUGUAAAUACUGAACUUGCAUCUGUACUGUACAUCAGAUGAGGUCCCUUUUGCAGUACCUGUUGUAACGUGGAUGUUUACUGUAGUUUUCAGGUGAAAGAGAAGGAGGAGUUGACUUGUCUGUUAACUUCUGGUUAACCCGAAGGUUUGGGGGAGCUGAGGUUUUCUUUGUUAUUAGUUUUUUUUGGUUGUUGUUGUUAUUUUUUAAAUUUUGUAGCUAUUUCAUAGCUUAAAACCAAACAACAACCAUAAUUAUAAUAAAAACAAACCUGUUACCAAGCACAUAUUCCGACACAGCUUAAAGAAAAGCGGUUGAAGUCACCGAUAAAAUCUGGAAAAGUAAUACAAUAGCAGGUACAAACUCUGGAGGUCAUCCUGAUUUCUGCUGGAGCUUUGCAGACGAGAGGGGGCUAGGGAAACUGUAAAUGUUUCUGCAUAUGAAUGAUUAUAAAAUGUGUAAAAUGCACUUUUGUUUGAUAUACUCCUUUCUAGUUUUAGGUAGUUUGCUGGAAACUGAACUGUUGUUCUGCUGUGAACUGCUUAAGUUAAGAGAAAAAAAAAAAGAACACGCCCUCUAAACAGCAUUAGUGUUUAUCGAAACUGUAAAGAUAUUUCUUUUAAAUUUUUUUUCCUGUACAGAAUAAGCAUGGCAUUUUAAAUAUUGGUGUUCUUGUUCCCAGCAUGUAUGUUUUAAGACAAAGGUUAAAAAGUGUCUACGUUAAAUUAUGAACCUAGUCGUCCAAAUAAUAUUUUCUCAUUAAAAUAUGUAAAUUCA